AUGCUGUGUCACUCCUACGUGGUGGGCGGUGUCCGGUUCGACGUGGACCCGGCUUACACCUUGGAGAACGCCAUUCUUCUCGGAGAGGGCUCGUUCGGGCAGGUGGUGAAGGCGACACUCCGUGCGACGGGGCAGACGUUUGCGGUGAAGAAGAUCAAGAACGUGUUUGACAACCUCAUUGAUGCCAAGCGGACUCUGCGGGAGCUGCGACUGCUGGCGCAGAUGAACCAUGAGAAUGUCAUCUCCAUUCGCGACAUCAUGCCCAUCGAGGACUUGGAGCAGUUUGUCUCGCUCUAUCUCGUCACUGACUUGCUCGACACCGACUUGCACAACAUCUGCGCUUCGAGCAAUGUGCUGACCGACGACCACUGCAAGUACAUCAUCUACCAGGUCCUCCGUGGUCUCAAGUAUGUUCACUCGGCAGGCGUCAUCCACCGUGACCUCAAGCCGUCCAACAUCCUCAUCAACGCAAACUCGGACUGCCGCAUCUGCGACUUUGGCCUUGCGCGCGUUGUCGACCACGACGACGACACUGCGUACUACACCUCGUAUGUCGCCACGCGCUGGUACCGCGCACCCGAGGUCAUUCUCGAGAAGGGCUGCUACUCUAAGGCUGUCGACGUCUGGUCCGUCGGCUGCAUCCUCGCCGAGCUCCUCGGCCGCACCCCGCUCUUCCCCGGCCGCGACUCGGUCCAGCAGCUCUCGCUCAUCACCGACGUGCUGGGCAACUUUUCGGCCGAGCAGGUCCGCAAGACGCGCAAUCCCAAGGCGCGGGCGUUCAUGCGGGCCAUGCCGCGCAAGCGCGGGCGGUCGCUGUACGACAUGUUCCCCUCGGCUAACCCGCAGGCCGUCGACCUCAUGCAGCGCAUGCUCCACCUCGACCCGGACUACCGCAUCUCGGUCGAGGAGGCGCUCGCCCACCCGUACCUCUCGCAGCUCCACUUGCCGUCUGACGAGCCCGUUGCCGCCUCCACCAUCGACUUUAACUUUGAGGCCGCCCCGCUCACCGAGCCCAUGCUCCGCGCCCUCAUCUUCAACGAGAUGCUGCGGUUCCAUCCGGAGCUCGGCCAGUACAUCGACAACAUGUCGCCGACCGACGUUGUCGAGGCGCCUGAGAUCACCGACAUGGACCUCGAGGUCAUGCGCGAGGCCCGCAUGUCCGCCGCCAUCCUCGAGGCUGCCGAGAGCCUCGGCGAGGCCGACCUUGCCGCCGUUGACGCCGUCGUCUCGGACGACGAGUAUCUCGGCGAGGACUCUAUGUCGCAGGGCUCCGAAUGA
Molecule: messenger RNA, 1278 nt
Organism: Thecamonas trahens ATCC 50062
Lineage: Eukaryota; Apusomonadida; Apusomonadidae
Exons: 2
Coding region: 1-1278 (425 amino acids)
Biological process (GO): intracellular signal transduction; protein phosphorylation
Cellular component (GO): cytoplasm; nucleus
Molecular function (GO): ATP binding; MAP kinase activity
Source: RefSeq, a predicted model, not a curated record